This is a messenger RNA of Camellia sinensis, 2108 nucleotides long. The record is from RefSeq and is a predicted model, not a curated record. NCBI's taxonomy places the organism in Eukaryota, Viridiplantae, Streptophyta, Magnoliopsida, Ericales, Theaceae.
CAUACAAAAACUGAAUGACAUAAACACAUUCUUUACUAUAUCAUAUGUUCAGAUCAAUCAAACCACCACCAAAACCCUAAACAUCACUCUCUCUUUGUCUCUGUACUUUGAGUUCCGUCAAUGGCGACUCCGACGAAAAUUCGCGAGGCGUUCGAGUCAGUGUACUCGGUGAUCGCCAUAGUGUUCAUACUGGUGGCCUGCGUGGAGCUCGGGGACGCCGUCGCCGUCGUCGACGUCUACCGCCUCAUUCAGUACGAUCUCGCCGGCGCUCCCUUCGGAUCUCGCCUCGCUUCCCUCAAUCACCACGCCGGCUCUUCUCUCUUCGCUCCCGGCACCGAUCUCUCCCGUACUGUUGCCAUGAUUCCCGUUCGUGAAGUUAACGUCACUUUCAUUCGUGAAUAUAUUGGACAGAGACGGCCAUUAGGGGGUUUAAUAUUUUUACUUCCUCGGAUGUUUAGUCCUGAAAACAAAGACAGCAUGGAUGAAGGUGAUCAAAACUUUGGUAAAGAGAUGAAGGACAUAUUGGUGGAACUGGAACGGUUACUUAUACAUGCCAACAUUCCUUAUCCUGUGUAUUUUGCUUUUGAGGAUGACAAUAUCAAUGCUGUGUUAGCUGAUGUCAAGAAGAAUGAUGUUACUGGUCAGCCUGCUACUGCAACCACUGGAGGAUACAAGCUCGUCGUUUCAGCACCAGAACCUAGGAAACUUGCAUCUCCCACAAUCACAAAUAUUCAGGGAUGGUUGCCAGGAUUGAAAGCAGAUGGAGAUUCAAAUCAACUCCCAACCAUUGCCAUAGUAGCAUCAUAUGACACAUUUGGGGCGGCUCCGGCUUUAUCAGUGGGAAGUGAUAGCAAUGGAAGUGGUGUUGUGGUGCUUCUUGAAAUAGCUAGGUUAUUCUCUCGUCUAUAUUCAAAUCCUAGGACAAGAGGAAGGUACAAUUUACUUUUUGGGCUAACUUCUGGUGGACCUUACAAUUACAAUGGAACCCAUAAGUGGCUUCGAAGUUUUGAUCAACGUUUACGUGAGAGUAUUGAUUAUGCUAUCUGCUUGAAUAGUAUUGGCUCAUGGGAUAAUGAAAUGUGGAUUCAUGUGUCUAAGCCUGCAGAAAAUGCCUACAUAAAACAAAUAUUUGAAGGUUUCUUGAAUGUAGCAGAAGAAUUAGGGCUUCAAGUUGGUCUCAAGCACAAGAAAAUAAAUAUUUCUAAUACUCGAGUAGCCUGGGAGCAUGAACAAUUUUCCAGGCUGAGAGUUACUGCAGCGACCCUUUCUGAACUGUCUGUUGCACCUGAAUUGCUAGAAAGCACUGGGGGUUUGUUUGAUAACAGACAUUUUGUGAAUGAAGCUGCAAUUGUUAGAAGUGUCAAGUUGGUUGCAGAGAGUUUAGCGAGGCAUAUCUACGGACAACAGGGAAAGAACAUUAAAAUAUUUGCAGACAAUAGUAGUUAUGCUGUCAAUCCUUCUUACAUAGUAUCCUGGUUGGAUCUUUUGUCACGGACUCCUCGAGUGGCACCAUUUCUCUCAAAGAAUGACCCAUUAAUCAUGGCAUUGAAAAAGGAAUUAGCAGAUCAUACAGUUGACGUGAAUUUACAGCAUGAGGUGCUUGAUGGGAUGUUCACGUUCUAUGAUUCAACUAGAUCAAGGCUUAACAUUUAUCAGGUUGCCAGUGUUACAUUUGACCUGCUUUUGCUACUAGUUUUGGGAUCGUACCUGAUAAUCCUCUUCAGUUUUCUUGUUAUCACCACCAGAGGUCUUGAUGAUCUCAUCAGUCUAUUCCGCCGUCCUCCGUCUCGUAAAGUAAAAACUGCUUGAUGAUGGUUGCAGCGAGAUAUAAAGGUUGAAGUCUUCUUCUGAACUGCUGAUCGUCCGUGUAGCUUAUACCUGGUCCACCUUUGAGUGAGUUCAUUGACGGUUUCUUACCUCAUGUACGUUAAUAUCUUUUCACGAGAGAUAUCGUUUUACUGUUUGACCUUUAGGUAGAUAUUUAUAUAUUUUGAGACAAUUUUAGCUGCCCAAAAAAGAGAAACAAUUUUGUUGAGAUAUGUCAGUUAGCAAAUGUAAUCUUGUUUCCGGCUUUUUCUAUGAAACACUUUAAGGCUUGUUUUCUUGCA